Molecule: messenger RNA, 3750 nt
Organism: Lodderomyces pseudojiufengensis
Lineage: Eukaryota; Fungi; Ascomycota; Pichiomycetes; Serinales; Debaryomycetaceae
Gene: CST20
Product: mitogen-activated protein kinase kinase kinase kinase
Exons: 1
Coding region: 1-3750 (1249 amino acids)
Biological process (GO): regulation of MAPK cascade; protein phosphorylation; intracellular signal transduction
Cellular component (GO): cytoplasm
Molecular function (GO): protein serine/threonine kinase activity; ATP binding
Source: RefSeq, a predicted model, not a curated record
AUGAGCUCACAAAAUGAUGAAGACAUAAGUCUACAUCAUCAAUCUGAACUACAAAAUAAUUCAAAAUUUAAUCAAUCACAUGUAUCUGAUAAUAAUAAUUUAAAAGAAACAGAUAAUUCAAAUAUCAAUUCAAAACUAGAACAAUUAAACUUACAACCACCUGAAAAUAAUACAAUAUCGUCCAAUAAUGGUUCUUCUUUAAGUUUAGGAUCUCCUAUGCAAGAAAAAAAAUCACAAUUUACAUCUAAUAAUCAAAACGAAUCUUAUGAACAAAAUGGACAUCAUGACGAUUCCAUAGCUUCACAUUCAAGUUUGAAAACAAAAGAUUCAGAAUCAAAACAAAGAAUAGAGGAAGAAUCAAUACCAAAAGAAGAUAGUAUAAAUGAAAUAAAUCAAGGUAUGCCACCUCGAAUGCCAGGUACUUUUAAUGUUAAUGCAUUAAAAACUGGAGAUGAUGAAAAUGAAGAAGAACAAUAUAAUCAAUUAAGACAAACUAUAAAUAAAAAUGAAAGUAAAGAUUCUUUUAGUCCUGGAACUUUUGAAAGUCCUGCUCAAAACUCAACAAAUGAUCAAAUAUUAAGUAAUAAUUCACCACCUGUUAUAUUAGAGGAAGUUAAUGAUGAGAAAACUCAUGAUAAUACCAUAAUUCUGAAUGAAUCAAGUUCCAAAAUUUAUGAACAACUGGAGAAUAGCCCUCAUGAUCAUGAUCAAAAUGAGAGUGCUAACACUACUACUCAUGAAUCAUCAGCUAUACUGUCAUCUUCAAAUAUCAAUAAUAUACAAGAUGAACCUCAAUCACGUCAGCUGACAACUUCAAGUAAUAUUUUCAAUCAAAAUCAUCAAAUACCUUCAAAUCCAAAUUCAACUAGAUUUUCAAAUAUUUCAAAUUUUAAAUCCACUUUAGAUCCAGGAAAACCAGAGAAUAAUAUCUUAACUCAAUCACCAGUUGAUAUAAAUAAUUAUUUAACAAAUAAUGAUAUUAAUGAAGAUGAUUCCUCUUCACUUAAUUCAAAUUCUAAAAAUCCUUUGAAAAAUGAUUUAUUACAAAAAAUUCCUACAAUUGAUGAUGAAAAUAUUGAUGAAAACUCAUCACCAGUGCAAACACUAUCUAAACCUAAAGUUGAAACUAAAUCAAAUUCAACUGAAACCCCGAAACAACAAUAUUAUCAAACUCCAUCUGUAGGUCCAGAAGAAGAAGAGCAGCGACCAGCAUCUAGUAGAAAUGUUUCCUCAACAUCAACAGUAGUUAGAACUCCUAAAACUAUAAAUCCAAAUCAGACAAAUACUACUUCAGCUCAUAAUCAAACAGCGGCUGUAACACCACUUCAACAAUCUUCACAAAAAUUUUAUCUGAAUAAUACUCCAUCUUCAUCUUCCAUCAACAAUCAUACUCAAAGUACAAUAAGUACAUCAUCACCAAGAGAUAAUUUAUCAAUUGGAUUAAAUCAAUCUAAUAAUUCUCCAAAGAAUGGUAAGAAGAGGAAAAGUGGGUACAAAGUAAGAGAAGUUUUCCUGUCAAUGUUUAGUAGUAAACAUAAACAACAACCAAUGGGAUCUCAAUCACCUGAGUUGAAUAUGAAAAUAAGUACACCUUUUAAUGCUAAACAUGUAGCUCAUGUUGGAGUAGAUGAUAAUGGUUCAUAUACUGGUUUACCAGUUGAAUGGGAAAGAUUAUUAGCAGCAAGUGGUAUAUCAAAAAGAGAACAACAACAACACCCUCAAGCUGUUAUGGAUAUAGUUGCAUUUUAUCAAGAUACUAAUGAAAAUCCAGAUGAUCAUGCAUUUAAAAAAUUUCAAUUUGAUAAUCAUAAUAAAAGUAAUUCAAGUUGGUUAGGAAGUGAUACUCCUCCUGCUACACCUGGUGGCGGUUCAUCGUCAUCACAACAAACACCUCCAACUUCAUAUUUUGAAAAACAACAAUUGAAUGGUCCACCAUUAAAAGCUCCUCCUCCACCUCCAUCUCCGCAACAACAACAACAACAACAACAACAAACAAACGAAUCAAACAAUCAUAUUCAACAAGUUCCUAAAACACCAGGAGGAACACAGGAACAUCAAUUUAUCCCAAGCAGACCUGCUCCAAAACCACCUUCAACUCCAGCAUCAUCUACUAGUGUAAACAGAACACCUUCUUCUCAAAAAAGUAAUCAAAGACAACUUGAUAAUACAAGUGAAAAAUCACCAAAUAAAUUCAAAACUCGUUCAUUAUCAUCAAAAUCAAUUAAAUCAAUGAGAUUUGGCAAAAACAAUAAUAAUGAUGGUUCAUUUACAAAUAUAGCUCCACCUCCACCACCUCCUCCAAUUUCUUCAAAUAUACCUAAAUCAAAAUCUCAUUCAGCUUCAUUAUCUAACAAAAUUAAACCUGAUGUUUCUGGUUCAACAACUGCUCCGAUUGCAUCAUCAGCUAAAUUUGAAAAUAACCAAAACAACAACAAUAACAAUGUAUUACCAAAACAAAGAUUCGAAAAAGAUUUUACAACUCAUAGAGCUCCUCCACCUCCACCUGUUCCUCAACAUCAAGAUUUAAAUUCAAAAACUAAUUCUCAAAAUGCAUUAGCUGAUGUGACUACAUCUUCAAAUGUUCAAGAAGUUCAACAUAAUAAAUAUCAAGAAGCUCAACAAAGAUUAAGAGAACAAAAAGCAAAAGAAUUGGAAAAAAUUCAAAGACAACAACAAGCUAAAAAAUUAGAACAACAACAAUUAAAAGAGCAAAACGAACAACAACAACAACAGAGCCAACAACCUCCAGUUCCAAUCCCAUCUAAUAAAAAAUUAUCAUCAUCAUCAAAUGGACCGGUAAGAGAUGCAAAACAAGCAGCAUUAAUAGCUCAAAAAAAGAGAGAAGAAAAGAAAAGAAAAAAUCAACAAAUUAUUGCAAAAUUACAAAGUAUAUGUACAAAGGGAGAUCCAAAUGAAUUAUAUGUUGAUUUAAUUAAAAUUGGACAAGGAGCAUCAGGUGGAGUAUUUAUAGCUCAUGAAACUUCAAAUUUACAAAGAACUGUUGCAAUAAAACAAAUGAAUCUUGAACAACAACCUAAAAAGGAAUUAAUUAUUAAUGAAAUUUUAGUAAUGAAAGGUUCAAAACAUCCAAAUAUUGUAAAUUUCAUUGAUUCAUAUUUAUUAAAAGGAGAUUUAUGGGUUAUAAUGGAAUAUAUGGAAGGUGGAUCAUUAACUGAAAUUGUAACUCAUAGUGUUAUGACAGAGGGACAAAUUGGUGCAGUAUGUAGAGAAACUUUAAAAGGUUUAAAAUUUUUACAUUCAAAAGGUGUAAUACAUAGAGAUAUAAAAUCAGAUAAUAUUUUAUUAGAUAUUAAUGGAAAUAUUAAAAUGACAGAUUUUGGAUUUUGUGCACAAAUUAAUGAUAUUCAUUUAAAAAGAACAACAAUGGUUGGUACUCCUUAUUGGAUGGCUCCAGAAGUUGUUUCCCGUAAAGAAUAUGGUCCAAAAGUUGAUAUUUGGUCAUUAGGUAUAAUGAUGAUUGAAAUGAUUGAAGGUGAACCACCAUAUUUAAAUGAAACCCCACUUAGAGCUUUAUAUCUUAUUGCAACUAAUGGUACUCCUUCCUUAAAGGAACCUGAAGCUUUAAGUUAUGAUAUUAGAAAAUUUUUAAGUUGGUGUUUACAAGUUGAUUUUAAUAGAAGAGCUAAUGCUGAUGAAUUAUUACAUGAUAAAUUUAUUUUAGAAAGUGAUGAUGUUGAAAGUUUAAGUCCUUUGGUUAAAUUAAUAAAUGUACAAAAAGAAAGUUCAUAA